CCCUGGCUUCGUGGAUCGCAGUUCGAAAUCGGCAUUCCAUGCGACAACAACAGAAAGCUACUACCUACGACCCCUACGACUUAGUGCUAAAGCACUCGUCGUAGCCUUCACCCCACGGUCCUUGCUGUGUUUAGAUCAAGUGACCCAUCGUUCUCCAUCCGGAUCGGCGGUGGGCGAGUUUUUGCCGACCAGGUGGCCGCUCCCUUUGAUCCUUCGAGUGUGUUGUUGCGGGAAGAACCCAGGGCCAUGCCUAAGGGACAGGAGUGUGGGAUGCGGGCCAACAAGUGUAACUCGACAUCUGGGAUCAAGUAGCUCUUGGAGCUACUGAGUUCACCCUUGAGCUGACCAAUCGGAUCCGUGGUUGAGUUUGCCCUCCUAGGCGUCAUGUCUUCGUCAUCGUACUCUGCAAUGUCGCUCGCGCGUAAAAAGAAGAAAUAUAAUGCCCGUUUUCCACCCGCUCGCAUCAAAAAGAUCAUGCAAAGUGACGAAGAAGUGGGGAAAGUGGCUGCGGCCGUACCCGUUAUCAUUUCGCGAGCCUUGGAGCUGUUUGUGGAAACGCUUCUCAAGCGGAUGGAUGCCACCAUGACGGAGCGAGGUGCCCGCACCAUGACCCCUGGACACUUGAAGCUCUGCAUUCACUCGGAACCUCGCUUUGACUUUCUCAAAGACUUGGUCUUGGAUGUGCCCGACCUGGCACCCGAUAAUGGCGAGGAGAGUCUCACGCCCCAGCCAUGCGCUCUCUCCGCCUCCUCCACCACGGGACGAACGACUAAUGGUACACCUCGAGCCCCACGAUUACCCCGACAAAUCAGCACCGUUAAGUCCAGAACCCGUCAAACCCGACGAGGCUCAUCCGAAGCAGUGGCUACGGCCCGUCGGGCUUCACAGAACAAAUUUGUUGACCUGGAUGAGACAGAGCGGUCUUCUGAAGACGAGGCUGAUGCCCUCAUAUCCGAUGAGGAGAACAGUGGCCAUUCCACCGUCGCCCACCGUCCUCGAUCUUUACCGGGAUCACCCCAACUAGGUCCCAACUCAGAUGGAUCGAUCAAAACCCCCCUAGGAGGGUCUCACAGUUUUGUCAGAAGUUUGAGCUGUGCCCCAGGCAUCAAUGGGUCAAGUGGACCAACCAAUGGGCAUACCAUGACCCCCGUUCCUUUUACUCUCUCGUUUCCUCCCGUCAGUUUACUGGGCGAGGCCCAGGCCGAGGCCCAGGCUGAAGACGACGCGGGCCCAACCAACAGAAGCUCCGCCAACUUGAUACCUCAUAUCCCUCCAUCCCCGAAGCGAGGCGCGACCUCAAAGUCGGUCAAGACCAGCAGCCAUGGUGCCAUGGAUCUGAGCAGUAGCCUGGGUUCUACCUCACCAGGCAGUAAUCAUCUUCUCAGUUCCCAUACCCAAACCAAUCCACCCUCGUCCUUUGGCAUGACGGGGCCCCCUUUGAAUUUGGUCCUCUCUCGUGGGCUCGGCUGUAACGAGGAUGAAGACGAUGAUUAUGAUUCUUGAGUCUCGAUGAUGGGCCAGCAAACGUAACCUGGGAUCCGGCAUGUCCGGUUAAUCCACCAAGCGGUCAAUCUGUUUCAAAAUCCUUGUGGAUCUACUCAAUCAGUUACACAGUAUUGAAUGACUGACUAUGUCUGUCCCCUUAAUACAAUUUACACUUCUUUCGUUUACAAUCACA
Molecule: messenger RNA, 1678 nt
Organism: Tigriopus californicus
Lineage: Eukaryota; Metazoa; Arthropoda; Copepoda; Harpacticoida; Harpacticidae
Gene: NC2alpha
Product: dr1-associated corepressor-like
Exons: 4
Coding region: 385-1503 (372 amino acids)
Biological process (GO): positive regulation of transcription by RNA polymerase II; negative regulation of transcription by RNA polymerase II; transcription by RNA polymerase II
Cellular component (GO): negative cofactor 2 complex; nucleus
Molecular function (GO): transcription corepressor activity; transcription coactivator activity; protein heterodimerization activity
Source: RefSeq, a predicted model, not a curated record